AUGGCAAUUAUUAUGAAUAUCCCAACAUCGCGUCCCUCUCAGAAUCUCAAAGGGAAAGGGGGAUGUCAUGUGAUCAUCGGAGAUAAGUUUCCCACCUUUGCCAACUGGCGUCCUUUACCAUACCCGGCAAUUAGUGGGCUGUUUGGGCGAUCCCCGAGAACAUGUUGCCCUGCCAACCAUCGUUUACCAAGUGACCUCAAGCCCGAAGAUCUGAUGUCCAGGUUCUUAUAACCAACUUCAGCUCGACUUUACUGUGAUUAUUAUUCCGUACACUCAUAUUUUCUCAGAGCACAUUCAUCGCUCGUAUUUACUCAAGGAGGACAUUGGGAUAGUUGCGCGAAGCAAUCCCACCGCGUAAGAGAAAGAGAAAGAGAAGAUUGCUUUCGACCCGGCUGGCCGAUUUACGACAGUGAUCAGGAAAAGAUGGUCAGGCUUGCCUUCUCCAACCUGAGUAUUCAUGAUACUCCACGCAUUGGAAACAAGCAGCGUGAUGUCGAACCAAAGACCGUUCAGCGAACCGCCCGUUCCAAGAAAGAACCAAAGCAUCUAUUCGAAGAUUCCGAGAACAGCGACGACGAAGGAACCAGGACGGCGCGAAAGCUGUGGACGAAGACCAGCACCAAUAAUCUGAAGAUCCGCUCUCCUACUAAGACUCCACGACCUCCGAAGCCUGUCGCUGGUUCUGACUUUGAGAUUUUCGACGAUGGCGAUUCGGGAAGCGAGGACGGUGAUGCGGAAUUGUCCUCGAUUACGACCAUCUCCAAUGGCGUGACGACAAGACUGCCACUGAGUCUUGCUCCAGUCAACUCAUUCCUCCUCCCUCCCCCGAAAACAGUGCAGAGAAGACAGCCACGAGCACGAAAGGGAGAUAGUGAUGACUACGAUAAGGAGAAUGAUGUCUUCGAAGGCGAAAGCUUUGAGCUGGAGGUGAGGGGUCGGGCUUCUCCAAUCCGACGGGCGCACUCCAGACCACUCUCGCAACGGCCUGGAAAAGGCAAUGGAAAGGGCAAGCAAUUCACAAGCUACAGAGAGCCCUCGAAUGAAACCGACGACAGCGAAGCAGAGACUGCGAGCAAGUUGGGGGAGGAUACAUUUGACUCCCUGGCAGAUUUCAUUGUUGGCACUGAUGAGGAGCCCAGUGUUCAUGAAAGUGUUGAUGAAAGCAUCAGCAGAGAUAUAGAGGCUGGGACCCAGAAGACGCGGAAAAGACUAAUUAGAGGAAGGAGACCCAACACAGAAGCUCAAAUGAAGCAGUAUCUGGCUGGCGGUGAAACCUUUGACACCCUUCGCCUGGAGCCUUCACUGCCAACACAAAUCGAUCUGGGUUCUCCUUCUAAGCCCCAGCUGAAGCCUUCAUGUUUGCCUCAGCAAGAUCUCAGGAGCCCUAGCAAAAUGAAGGACUUCAUCAAAGAGGAGUCUUUCCAGCAAGACUCUAGUGACAUGGGAUCAUUGUUGGAUUCUGAAUCGACGAGCAAAGCCCAGUCCGAAGAACCUGAAGAACCAGCGACACCAGCAACACCGCCAAAGACUCCCGCGAAGGUGCGCCUCUUAUCACCGUCCAAGCCUAGAGGGAGAAUUCCAGAGUCCCCGCAUCGAGAGAGCAGCGAUGCGUUCUGGAGCCAGGAAGUGAUCGCCGAAUGGAACGACCAGAAUUCCCCCAAAAAGGAGGAGACACCUGGUCGCGCCAUGCAGCGUCUCCUCCGUGCUCUCGGAGAACCAGUUGUCGAAGAAGGCAGCCCCUUGACAUCUUCUCCCGGGAAGAACGGCCCAAAGAGCCCAAGUAAGACGGCUCUCAAGAAGGCGGAAGCAGAGCAGAGGAGAGCCGUUCUGCAGAGGAAAAAGGACUUUGACAAUAAGAAGGCUUCCCUUGCCGAAGACUUCUUCAAGGUCUUGGAUGACACCGUGUCCGACGGUCAAAUCCAGAAACUUGCAGAGGAAACCGGUGGAGUCAAGAUCAUUUGGAGCAAGACUUUGCAGACCACUGCUGGAAGAGCCAACUGGAAGAGAGAAAAGCUCAGCGGAGCUGCGUCUGAAGAGCAACCGACGACCAAGCAUCAUGCAUCCAUCGAGCUGGCGGAAAGGGUCAUCGACUCCGAAGACCGCCUCCUCAACACGCUGGCACAUGAAUACUGUCAUCUCGCCAACUUCAUGAUCUCCAACGUUCGCAACAACCCCCACGGUGCCAGCUUCAAGGAAUGGGGCCACAAGUGCACCACCCUGCUCAAAGAUCACCCGGUCUAUGGUGGAAAAGUCGAGGUCACUACGAAACACAGCUACAAGAUCAACUACAAGUACGUCUGGAUGUGUGUCGACUGCGGCCAGGACUACGGACGUCACUCCAAGAGCAUUGAUCCGUCGAAGUCGAGAUGCGGACACUGCAAAGGUGUCCUUCAGCAAAUCAAGCCGAAGCCGAGAAACGUCACGAAGAAGAAGACUACCGAGUCCAGCGAGUCCGUUGAUGAAGUAGUGAAGGGGGUGGAACAGGUCAGCCUGUAGAAUUUUGACCUGUCUGAGCAUCUUGCCGUAUCUAGGGAGAGGCGUGUGGAGAUGUGUUGACCUGCAGAUAGAACUUUUGCACUGAAGGUGUUUGGGAUUCUACUAUUGGAGUUACUUGGGGGCGUUUUUGAUUUUUGUAGCAUACAAGCAUUGCAUGGUAGAUAUUGUGAGCUAUUCAUCAAUGUUGAAUUGUCCUCUGAUCAUACUCUUCCCCUUGGCGUUGAAGAUUGGUUAACUAAGCAUCUUGUUCUGUAU
Paecilomyces variotii is the source of this 2751-nucleotide messenger RNA. Its product is annotated as SprT-like family-domain-containing protein. The transcript has 2 exons. Gene Ontology annotation, cellular component: nucleus. The coding region runs from base 424 to 2496 and encodes 690 amino acids. Lineage: Eukaryota; Fungi; Ascomycota; Eurotiomycetes; Eurotiales; Thermoascaceae. The record is from RefSeq and is a predicted model, not a curated record.